Molecule: messenger RNA, 1115 nt
Organism: Cryptomeria japonica (Japanese cedar)
Lineage: Eukaryota; Viridiplantae; Streptophyta; Pinopsida; Cupressales; Cupressaceae
Product: large ribosomal subunit protein uL3c
Exons: 2
Coding region: 204-1007 (267 amino acids)
Biological process (GO): translation
Cellular component (GO): chloroplast envelope; ribosome
Molecular function (GO): structural constituent of ribosome
Source: RefSeq, a predicted model, not a curated record
AUAUUUUAAAUGUUGAAGAGAAUUGCAAAGAACCUUAUCUCUGCGUUUACGGGAAAGCAUCCCUCUUCCCCUAAUCCCAGACUUUCAUUUUAUCCAUCCUGACAUAUUUCAGAAAAGCCACAAGGACAAAUAGAUAAGCGUUUAGCAUGGAAUAGUAGAUUCGUAGCGAUAGCCAUUCUUAAAUCCUGUUGUGUACUGUAAUCAUGGCUGCCGCCUCGCUGUCCGCGUGUUCUUUGGCCACCACAAAAUCUGUAGUGGGGAGGCAGAAUUUGCACUCCAGGGGAGCAAUGGCAAUGCCAAAACAGAGGAGGGCAGAAACGAUUUGUAUGGCGUCGUACGAGGCAGCCGUGGGAGUGAUGGGCACCAAGUUGGGGAUGAUGACAUAUUUUGAGCCGGAGGGGAAGUGUGUGCCGGUGACAGUCAUAGGCUUUCACGAGGGCAACAUUGUCACUCAGAUAAAGACAGAGUCCACAGAUGGGUACGUUGCUGUUCAAGUGGGGUACAGGCGAGUGAGGGACACCAAGCUUAGCAAGCCUGAAUUGGGCCAUCUCAGCAAAGCGGGGGCGAUUCCCAUGCGCCACUUGCAGGAGUUCCGCUUGGCCUCUGCAUCCCAGCUCGAUGCCUUCCAACCCAAUCAACGAUUGAACUUCCAUGAGAUGUUUGCCGAGGGAGAUCUGGUCGAUGUAUCUGCCACCUCCAUUGGAAAAGGAUUUCAAGGUGGAAUCAAGAGACACCAUUUUAAAAGAGGACCAAUGACUCAUGGUUCUAAAAGUCAUAGAGAGUUGGGAUCAAUUGGUGCUGGUACAACUCCAGGACGUGUUUACAAAGGCAAAAAGAUGCCAGGUAGGAUGGGUGGUAAAAGGACUAAGAUUCGUAAGCUGCCAAUAGUCAAAAUAGACAUGGAUCUUCAGGCAUUAAUGAUAAAAGGGGCUGUUCCUGGAAAGCAAGGGAAUCUUGUUAGAAUCACACCAGCAAAGAUUGUGGGUAAAAACAUACCAAAAAACUAGACAGCUUUUCUGAAUGUUUACAGAAAAAUGUGAAUUGAACUGUGAACUUUUUCAUCUUGCCUGGGAAGAUGGCCAUAAAUAUCUAUGUGAUGUCUCAUUUUAAUGUUU